This is a messenger RNA of Fusarium subglutinans, 2730 nucleotides long. RefSeq names its product suppressor PSP1. The transcript has 3 exons. Bases 1 to 2730 code for a protein of 909 amino acids. The record is from RefSeq and is a predicted model, not a curated record. Lineage: Eukaryota; Fungi; Ascomycota; Sordariomycetes; Hypocreales; Nectriaceae. Gene Ontology annotation, cellular component: cytoplasm.
AUGAUGAGUUCUGGUCCGCUCAGAACAGGCCCGUCUUCCAGACUAGGCCAGGGAUCCCAUCCUACAGCCCCGGGUAACAACCAGUCACUGCUCCUCGAUAAGCUGCACGCGAGGACAUCUACACCAGAUUCAGAAGCUCUCGCUAGUUCAGACGACGAAGGCGAGCACCGAUACGAGUCCGCAACAGCAGCAUCACAUUCUGCGUCGCAACCUCCUAGACCUGUCCGACGACCUUCGUGGUUGAACGAGACUUCUCAAACCCUGGGCCGUCCUCGUAGGGGAUCUAUCGCUAGUAACUCGAUGUCUCCAACUACUUCUCAUCCCAGCACGCCCUCUGGGGAGGCUGGUGGAGCGUGGGGAUCUCACUCAGCUUCAUCUGUAAUGGGCCGGGGAUCUGGCGCACCUGGCUUUUCAUGGGGUACGGCCAUCUGGAACAAUGAACGCAAAGAUCCUCCAUCGAGGCUUAGCGAGGUUUUGCCUUCUCCCACAUCGACCAUGCCACCGGGCGGUGGUAACUCUUUCUUUGGCUCAGACAUGCAGACGUCUCCGGUCUCGCGCGAUCCUGCGCCUAAUUCGCAAAUCCCUUUCGCUAUUCCGCUUCAUCCGACUCCAAAGACAUACCGGUCUCAAUCAUACUCUGUUGGACAGCUAGAUCCUGAGUCAACAGCCACUCCGCCUUCGAUGAGCUCUUCCGCCAUCAUGGGCCGCGCUCGCUAUCCCGCGCUCCAGCAUCGACCUUCUCGACCCAGCAUGCUAAGCGAAAUGGCCAACGACGGCUCCAUGCUUGGAAAGGUCAAGGAAGUUGAGGAUGACGACGAUGAAAGCCCAAGCGAAUCGAUGCAAAGUUCAUUCCAUCAAUCGGAUGCGAAAACAAUUGAAAUGCUGGCUCGUGAAAAUGCUAUGCUGCGCCAACAACAACAACAGCAGCAUCAACAACAGCAACAGCAACAGCAAACGCAGUAUAACAAUGCCCGAAUUCGACCCCGCGCAGUCACCGGCUCCUCCUAUCCUGCAAACGGUUACCCAAUACGAGACACAGUUCCUGAAGAAUCUGAUUAUGCUAUUGAUGAGCUUGAUGAAGCCAACGAAUCUGGCGAUAUGCUGGCCAAACGGGCGCUGAGCAGGCGCAUGAGCGAGUACGGAGCUGGGUCAUUACGCUCUCCGUUUGAGAACAAUCGCAAGCCCGAAAACGCCAACCUCAAGAAAGCGCUUUGGUCAAGCUCCCUUGGAUUUAAUCCUUCUGAUAUUUCUCAAAGUCGGCGACACUCCUUUGCAAACAUGCCUACUCGCCAAGGUUCUAUCAGCUCCAUUCCUGACGCGGCCGCACUGGAGCCUUCUGCACUCGAUAUGCAGCAGUCUCAGGAGUACCCCCCCGGGUACCCCGACCCUGCCGCCUUUAGUGCUUCUUCUCAUGCGAGCCAAUACUUUGGCGUUGGCGGAGGUGCCAACAUCGGAAAUGCCUAUCAGACUGGAUAUGCCAAUCAAUACGGAUCUCCUUACGGAUUGCCCACUGCGUAUGGGAACCGCGCACCAUCUCCCCAUCGUAAUGUUUACAGCAUUGCUCAGCCUCGCCACAACCAGCUUCUUCACAUUGUGUUGUUCAAGUGCGCUCGAGCGGACGUGUUCUACAUUCAAGAGGGCACUGGUCUCAAUGUCAAGCCAGGCGAUCUGGUGAUAGUCGAGGCUGAUCGCGGCACUGACCUUGGAACCGUUGCUAAGGAUAACGUUGAAUGGCAGGCUGCUAAAGAACUCAAGGAGCACUAUGCUGAAGAGCAGUAUAAGUGGCUGAUGAUGUACUCACAAAAUGCUGCCGUCGCGCAGGAGGGUUCAAGCGCAGGUCUUCUUGCCUCCUCUACCGGUCUUCAAGGAAGCGCGGUUGGGGGCAUGGGACCUCCGAGCCAGCACCAUGUGCAGGAACCCAACGCUGGCGAACUUCGACCCAAGCUCAUCAAGCGUCUUGCCCAGAACCAUGAGAUCCAAGCCCUGCGGGACAAGGAAGGUCAAGAGGCGAAGGCGAAGCGUGUUUGUAUGCAAAAGGUCAAGGAGCAUGCUCUCAAUAUGGAGAUUCUCGACGCCGAGUUUCAGAUGGAUUGGAAGAAGUUGACCUUCUAUUACUUUGCCGACUCGUACAUCAACUUCAACUCUCUCGUCACCGACUUGUUCAAGAUCUACAAGACUCGAAUCUGGAUGUCUGCUAUCAACCCAGCCUCAUUCGCUAGCCCAACUCUUGGCAUUCAGGCUCCUAGUGGCAUCGGUCCUGGAGCAGUGAACGCAAACCGUGGUGCGGGCGAUAAUGACAGACGCCAGAACCAGCAGGUCCAAGAGCCUCACCAAACUUCUGCUUUUCCAGGCGGAGCAAGAGAUGGCCGCGGAUUCCGCCCUCCUCCAACUUUCAACCAACCGUUUGGCAAUGAGGGCCGCCUCGCGCAGCCUUCUGGAUACCCUCCUUCUAACUACCCUUACGGGCAGUUCGCCAACCCUUAUAGCAAUCCUCGCAGCGAGGUUGGCUACGGUGCUGGUUCUGGUGCUAUGCCGGGUGUUAUGCCGGGCGCUAUGGAGGGCUAUCCCGUUGGAGUUCCCCAGCUUGGAGAAUACACUUCGAUGCGCCAGCGGUUCCCCAACCCACAGUCAGGUCCCAGCCCGGCACCUCAUUCUCAAGCCACUUCACCACUGGCUCCCCAGAAUGACUGGGUUGGAUCUUUCCAGGGCUUGUCCCUCAACACUCAUUAA